This is a messenger RNA of Bubalus bubalis (water buffalo), 938 nucleotides long. It is a transcript of the gene FGF21, whose product is annotated as fibroblast growth factor 21. Gene Ontology annotation, cellular component: cytoplasm. Bases 202 to 831 code for a protein of 209 amino acids. The record is from RefSeq and is a predicted model, not a curated record. Gene Ontology annotation, molecular function: growth factor activity; fibroblast growth factor receptor binding. The transcript is spliced from 4 exons. Lineage: Eukaryota; Metazoa; Chordata; Mammalia; Artiodactyla; Bovidae. Gene Ontology annotation, biological process: cell differentiation; positive regulation of cell population proliferation; regulation of cell migration.
GGCGUGAAUGCCUGGUCUGCAGUUACUCAGGAGCUUGUCUUGUAACUUCCAGAUCAUGACACCUUUGAUCCUGUGUGGCUAGCUGCUUUCCUGAUGAUCAGCAAACCUCAGAAAACCCAGAACUUCAGGCUCCGAAACAGGAUCUAGAUUCAGCUCUUCAAACCCCAGAACCCAGACCCCACCUGAGGACGUGAACCACUGAUGGGCUGGGACGAGGCCAAGUUCAAGCACUUGGGACUGUGGGUCCCUGUGCUGGCUGUCCUCCUGCUAGGAACCUGCCGGGCGCAUCCCAUUCCAGACUCCAGCCCCCUCCUCCAGUUUGGGGGCCAAGUCCGCCAGCGGUACCUCUACACGGAUGAUGCCCAGGAGACAGAGGCCCACCUGGAGAUCAGGGCCGAUGGCACAGUGGUGGGGACAGCCCGCCAGAGCCCCGAAAGUCUCUUGGAGCUGAAAGCCCUGAAGCCAGGCGUCAUUCAGAUCUUGGGAGUUAAAACAUCCAGGUUUCUCUGCCAGGGGCCAGAUGGGAAGCUGUACGGAUCGCUGCACUUUGACCCCAAAGCCUGCAGCUUUCGGGAGCUGCUUCUUGAAGAUGGAUACAACGUCUACCAGUCGGAGACCCUGGGCCUUCCACUCCGCCUGCCCCCUCAGCGCUCGUCCAACCGGGACCCGGCCCCGCGGGGACCUGCUCGCUUCCUUCCAUUGCCGGGCCUGCCCGCGGCGCCCCCGGAUCCUCCAGGGAUCUUGGCGCCCGAGCCUCCCGACGUGGGCUCCUCGGAUCCCCUGAGUAUGGUGGGACCCUCGUAUGGCCGAAGCCCCAGCUACACUUCUUGAAGACGUCCGCUGUGUAGUACUGGGUCUCCUCUUUAUUUAUGGCAUUAUUUAUCUUAUUUAUUUUUUUAUUUUUCUUACUUCAGAUAAUAAAGAGUCUGAGAGGAGGA